GGAAAUAAAAUAGAUCGAAGCAUUGAUGGCACCUAUUUGGUAACUAAACGCCUUGCUUGCGAGCUACGUUCCAUUGGGCGAAGGAAUUUAAAAGGCGCAGCUUCAAUCCAAAGACCUUGGAGUGCACGUGCACUGCCGUACAAUGUUUUUGACACUGAAAUUUGCGCAACUUUCAUGUGCUAAUGAGUGACAACGGCGUGCCUUUCAAGUAAAUAAGUUAACACUCUGCUACUUAUAUCCACCAUGGAGGCUGAGGGAAAUAUGCUCCGCUCAUUCCCAUUUUGGUUACGGUGCCUCCAUCUCAUUUGAGGUACAUUUUUACUGCUUGAAUAAGAUGGCACAAAGAAAGCCAGGUGUGAUUGCUUUGUUUGAUGUUGAUGGCACACUUACUCCUGCAAGAAAGGAGAUAUCUCAGGAGAUGUUACAAUUCAUGCAAAACUUGCGUAAGGUUGUGGCUGUGGGAGUUGUUGGUGGUUCAGACUUAGUAAAAAUAACCGAACAGCUCGGCAAAACUGUUAUUACUGAUUACGAUUAUGUCUUCUCAGAAAAUGGUCUUGUUGCUUAUAAAGAUGGCAAUUUGAUUGGUAAUCAGAGCUUUAAAGAAUUCCUUGGGGAGGAAAAGCUGAAGGAGUUCAUUAAUUUUACUCUUCAUUACAUUGCUGACUUGGAUAUCCCUAUAAAAAGGGGGACGUUCAUAGAGUUCAGAAGUGGGAUGCUGAAUGUGUCACCUAUUGGGAGAAACUGUAGUCGAGAAGAAAGAGAUGAAUUUGAGCAGUAUGAUAAGAUUCACGGCAUACGCAUGAAAAUGGUUGAAGUGCUUCGUAACAAAUUUGCACAUUUAAAACUAACCUAUUCCAUUGGAGGACAAAUUAGUUUUGAUGUUUUUCCUCAGGGCUGGGAUAAAACGUACUGCUUGAGAUAUGUAGAGAAUUUUUUUAAUGAGAUCCAUUUCUUUGGGGACAAAACCUACAAGGGGGGAAAUGACCAUGAAAUCUUUGAAUCAGAAAAGACAGUGGGUCAUACAGUGACAAGUCCUGCAGAUACCCUCAAGCAGUGCACAGAUCUCUUCUUCUUAUAAGAGCUAUCGUUCAUUUUGGCUGACAGUGGCAGGGAUAUGGGAUUGGGGGAAAGUCAAGAACUUUGCUGCUUCUCAACAAAACAUCGACAUUUUGUUGAAAACUGUUUCGAUGUUAUUAAAGGGACUUUUCAUCUCAUGCUUUUCUAGCAAUUUUUUAUAGGCAAUUAACGUUUAUCAUUCCUCUUGCUUUUAAGAAUAAUACCUUACAACUCUUGUUGAUGGGGAAGAUUUUGUCCAACAUGUAUUUAACUAUUUCAAUGUUAUAUAUCUUAGCAAGGAAAAAUUUCUGUUUA
This is a messenger RNA of Cryptomeria japonica (Japanese cedar), 1371 nucleotides long. Its product is annotated as phosphomannomutase. The transcript is spliced from 12 exons. The coding region runs from base 335 to 1078 and encodes 247 amino acids. Lineage: Eukaryota; Viridiplantae; Streptophyta; Pinopsida; Cupressales; Cupressaceae. Gene Ontology annotation, molecular function: phosphomannomutase activity. Gene Ontology annotation, cellular component: cytosol. Gene Ontology annotation, biological process: mannose metabolic process; protein N-linked glycosylation; GDP-mannose biosynthetic process. The record is from RefSeq and is a predicted model, not a curated record.